Messenger RNA from Culex quinquefasciatus (southern house mosquito), 777 nucleotides. Its product is annotated as nucleolar protein 16. Gene Ontology annotation, cellular component: nucleolus. Gene Ontology annotation, biological process: ribosomal large subunit biogenesis. The transcript is spliced from 2 exons. The record is from RefSeq and is a predicted model, not a curated record. Bases 112 to 744 code for a protein of 210 amino acids. Lineage: Eukaryota; Metazoa; Arthropoda; Insecta; Diptera; Culicidae.
AUUGUUUUGUUUUGUUUCGAAGAGUCCACGUGCGUUGCUGGCUUUUGCGGCAAAAGAAUUUAACUUAAAUUUUGCUUUAAAUUUAUCGUUUUAAAAAACUAAAAUCUUAAAAUGGUGCGCCGCCUGAGAAAGAUGAAGAAAAACCAAAAGUACAACUACAACCGGAAUCGCAAACGGCUGGACAAGCAGCUGAAAAGCACCGGUCCCAUCCGAUGUCUGGAGAUCAAAAACGCGCUCGAUCCGCGCAAGAAGCUCAGCGCCAACAUCCGGGAGAUGGGUCUGGCGUUCAACGUGAACCGAACGAUCCCGGUGCCGAACGCCAAGCAAACCCGCAUACAGUUGACCCGCUACGUGAAUGGGUUCCUCGAGGAAGAUGCUGUUGAUGUGGAAACGAGCACUGAAGUGAAGCGACCGCCGCCACCGCCCAAGAUCCACGUCGCCCAGCAGCUGGAACAGGAAGCGAACGAGUACGUGGAGAGCCGGUUUCGACUGCCCAAGGGCCAGGUCAAGUUCGCCUGUCGGAUGAUCGACGCGUACGGUUUCAACUACCGGGCCAUGUCGCGCGAUCGGACCAACUACGAACAGGACACGUGGCGCCAGUUACGCCAGAAGGUGCGUAAGUUUUUGUCCAUUCCGGAGCAGUGCACGCCCUACCUGGAGAAGAAAGGUUGGCUGGACUGCGAAAUGGACGAUCCGAACGAUCCCCGGUGGAAGGAGUACGGCACGGACGAUGAGGAGUGUUGAGGUAAGAAUAAAGAGUAAUUUUGGGCUUGUAAA